CUUCUAUCACCAAUAGUUACAGGCUAAGCCAAGCCUUAAGGUGCUUUCCCUUCACUCGCCUGACAGAUUUUAACAUUGAGCCGUUUUCAAGGUCUCAGAGUUGUUGAGCUUCUCAGUGAGACAGAGAUGUGUUCCCUGCAGUGGGUUAACCCCACGGUGACGGGGAUCAGAGCCCCAACAAACCUGCAGAGUCUGGCUGCACGCAUCACAGACGAGAUCACACAGGGAGUGACAAAGCCCUUCCAGCAGGUGAUUGAUGUCAGUUCAGGGGAUCCCCACAGGGCAGGGAUGGCACCCGUGUCGUUUGUUCGCCAGGUCUUGGCAGCGUGUCUUUACCCUGAGCUCCUCACUGAAAAAUGCCUCCCUCUGGAUGCCAGUCAGAGGGCACAGAAGCUUCUGGGGGCCUGCAAUGGCGGGAGUGUGGGCUCAUACUCUUCAGCCCCCUGUGGUUUACCAUGCGUCCAGAAGAGUGUUGCUGAGUUCAUCAUGAGGAGAGAUGGUGGAGUGAGUUCACACCCAGAAGACAUCAUCUUCUCCAGUGGUUCUCAAAAGACUGUAAUGAUGGUUUUGCACCUGCUGGCCAGUGGGGAGGGGGAGACUGUGACAGGCGUGCUGACCCCGAGACCCUGCCCACACACCCUGCCCCCGCUGCUGGAUGAAGCCGGGGUGACUCUGGUGCCGUACCAGCUGAUGGAGGACCGAGGCUGGGCGGUAGACCUGGAUGAGCUGCACCGAGCUUUGAAGACUGCUAGGGGGUGCUGCGAGCCCAGAGCCAUUUACAUCAGCAACCCAGGAAACCCCACAGGUCAUGUGCAAGACAGGAAAUCAAUAGAGGAAGUGAUUCGUUUCGCUGCAGCUGAAGGCCUCGUCCUGUUGGCUGAAGAGGUGUACCAGGACAGCGUGUAUGGACAGGAUAAAGAGUUUAUUUCCUACAAGAGAGUCCUGUUUGAGAUGGACAAAGAGUUCUCAGAGACAGUGGAGUUGGUCUCCUUCCACUCUAUAUCCAGCGCCUGCAUGGGAGAGGCUGGUCUGAGAGGAGGAUAUAUGGAGGUAGUUAACAUGGACCCAGCAGUGCAGAAGUAUUUGAGAAGUAUGCAGGACUCUUCCAGCCCUCCCGUUUUACCACAGCUUGCUCUGGAGGUCAUGGUCAACCCACCCAAACCUGGACAACCUUCUUAUAAAACCUACUCACAGGAGAUCCUUCACUCUCAGACAACUCUGUCCCAGAAUGCUCAGCGUGCAUGUGAGUUCCUCAAUGAUUUACCAGGGAUGAACUGCCAACCGGGGAUGGGGGGAGUCUUUCUUUAUCCCUGUGUGCAUUUACAACCUCAGAUGAUAGAGGAGGCCAAGAUGUUAGGCGUAAAGGCAGAUGUGCUUUAUUGCCAGAGGUUACUGGAGGAGGAAGGUGUGUGUUUGGGAGCCGGCUGUGAGAAUGGACAUGAAGAUCCAAACUACCACAUCAGGCUGUGUGUUCUGGCUCCUCCUGCCACCCUGGAGGAGAUCUUGGCACGACUAUGCUCUUUCCACCUGCGCCUGCUGGACACAUUUCCCUGACCGAAGUGUCAAGGACACCAAAGCGUUUUUUGUUUCACACGUUUUUCUCCCAAAAUGAAUACU
Molecule: messenger RNA, 1617 nt
Organism: Etheostoma cragini (Arkansas darter)
Lineage: Eukaryota; Metazoa; Chordata; Actinopteri; Perciformes; Percidae
Product: alanine aminotransferase 2-like
Exons: 11
Coding region: 127-1554 (475 amino acids)
Biological process (GO): biosynthetic process
Molecular function (GO): L-alanine:2-oxoglutarate transaminase activity; pyridoxal phosphate binding
Source: RefSeq, a predicted model, not a curated record